Amaranthus tricolor (Joseph's coat) is the source of this 1686-nucleotide messenger RNA. RefSeq names its product ankyrin repeat-containing protein ITN1-like. The transcript has 3 exons. Bases 96 to 1460 code for a protein of 454 amino acids. The record is from RefSeq and is a predicted model, not a curated record. Lineage: Eukaryota; Viridiplantae; Streptophyta; Magnoliopsida; Caryophyllales; Amaranthaceae. Gene Ontology annotation, molecular function: protein phosphatase regulator activity; protein phosphatase 1 binding. Gene Ontology annotation, cellular component: plasma membrane.
AGAUAAACCAUCCUAAUAUAUAUUGAUUUCACCGUCAAGUAUUAUUUGUGAAAUUUCUAAAACUUUUAUUUUUCCAUAAACAACAAAGAAAUAAAAUGGAACAAGAACAAGAAAGCUAUGAGGUACUAAGUACAAGGCUAUAUGAAGCAGCCAUAAAAGGCCAUGUAGCAUCCUUACUAAACAUACUCCAACAAGAUCCAUACAUCCUGGACCGAUCCAUCACUAACAAAACGGGUCCUUUCCUUCAUUCCCCAUUACAUGUAUCCAUUAACCAAGGACACUCAGAUUUCACUCAGAAACUUCUAGAACAAAAGCCAGAACUAACAGAAGAAAUUGAUGAAAUAAAGAGAUGGUCACCUCUACAUGUAGCAUCAGCAAAAGGGUAUGUGGAAAUAGUGAAUAUAUUGGUGGGUGUGAAUCCGAACAUGUGUUUUGCACGUGAUUUGGAAGGAAGAAAUCCGGUUCAUGUUGCUGCUAUAAAUGGUCAUAUAGAUGUUCUAGAAGUGCUUGUUAUGGCCAAGCCAUUGGCUGGUCGAGAACGGACUAAUGGAGGUGAAAGUGUGUUGCAUUUGUGUGUGAAGUUUGGUCAGUUGGAGGCGGUUGAAUUUUUCGUAAGAAGAAUUGGUGAUGGUUUGCUUCUUAAUUCUAAGGAUGGUGAUGGGAAUACUGUACUUCACCUUGCUGUGGCUGCAAAACAUAUUCAGAUCAUAAAGUUGUUACUCAAAGACAAAAGGAUGGAGAAAAACGCUAUCAACACAAACAGCAUAACAGCAAUGGACAUAAUCCUUCAGAGCAAAACAGAAGAAGCGAGCGAUAAAGAAAUUAUGUUAUCCCUGAAGCACGCUAAAGUUUUAACAGCAAAAAAAAUCCUUAAACCAAAGAAAAACAGUCGGGAUUGGUUAGAAAAGCAACGCAGUGCAUUAAUGGUGGUGUCCUCUCUGAUAGCAACCAUGGCUUUCGAAGCCGGAAUCAACCCUCCUGGAGGCGUAUGGCAAGAUGAUGGAAAAGGGUACAAAGCAGGUACUCCUAUAAUGUCACAAGUUAAGGAAGGACAAAAGGGUUACAUAGUAUAUGAUGCAUUCCUAAUCUCCAACACUAUAGGACUAAUCUCAUCUCUUACUGUCAUAAUACUACUUAUAAGUGGACUCCCUUGUUUAAGAUUGUUCAUGGGUAUAUUAAUGAUAACUAUGUGGAUUGCUGUAACUGCAACAACUGUUACUUAUAUGAUCUCGGUUUUCUUCCUUGUAUCCUCCAAAGAUGAGCCAAUAAUACCCUCCAAACAUCAUUGGGUUCAAAACACUAUAAUUGCUUCUAGUGUUGCUUGGCUUAUCUUGUUAGGACUACUUGUCUUGCUGCAUGUUUUUCGCAUAAUGGUUAAAAUAAUCAAGAAACUAAUACGUGUUGUGGUAAAAAGAGUACGAGGUUUACUUCCAAGGACGAUAACUUACGCAACGGUUUAAGAGUUGUCUUAUAUCGAAGAAAGAGAAGAGAAUAUGUCACUUUAUAACCUUGAAGAUAAGAGACUCUAGCUACUACAAAUUUGUUUUAGUAGUGAACAUUGUUUAGACGACUUGUAAGUAAAUUAUCUCUUCUCUUACCUGUUAUUUGUAUUAUCUUAGCCUUUGUCAAUUCAAAGUACAUCACUCUUAAUUUUUACAAUACAUGAAUGAAACUAAUUGAGCUUUA